UGUCAGCUGAGAAAAACCGGCAACCGGCUGCUUUAUCUCGUGCUAGACGGCAACGUAGCACCAGUCGUCCCUUCUCCUCCUCUUCAUCACGACCGCCAUUAAAGUCGGAGCAAUGAAUUCUCUGUGGGAAGCCGCAAAGAAAAGUCCUUUCCUUACCAGUGCUAAUUGCGAGGCAAAGAUGACUACCGAUAACCAGUUGGUAGCCAACAGGACCAUUGCUGCCGCUGCUGCAGAAACCUACAGCUGUGAAUAUGGUAGUUCCAAAUACUACGCCCUGUGUGGUGUUGGAGGACUUUUGUCCUGUGGUAUUACACACACAUUGGUCACUCCUUUGGACAUGGUGAAGUGCAGAAUUCAGACCAACCCAGCAAAGUACAAGUCAAUCGUUACUGGAUUCAAGGUCUCUGUUGCUGAGGAGGGCAUGAGAGGGCUUGUCCGAGGCUGGGCCCCCACUGCUAUUGGUUAUUCAGCUCAGGGAGUCUGCAAGUUUGGAUUUUAUGAAGCUUUCAAGAUUGUCUAUGCCAAUGCUUUGGGAGAAGAGAAUGCUUAUGUCUACAGAACUGGUCUGUACUUGGCUGCAUCUGCCUCCGCUGAGUUCUUUGCUGAUAUUGCUUUGAGCCCAAUGGAAGCUUGCAAAGUGCGAAUUCAGACCAUGCCUGGUUUCCCUGCCACAUUGAGGGCUGGUGCACCUCUUAUCUACCAACAAGAGGGACUGAAUGGAUUUUACAAGAGUCUUGUCCCCCUAUGGAUGCGACAGAUCCCUUACACCAUGAUGAAGUUUGCUUGCUUUGAGAAGACUGUUGAGCUUCUGUACAAACAUGUUGUUCCCAAGCCCCGUGACCAGUGCACUAAGGGUGAACAGCUUGUGGUCACAUUCGCUGCAGGUUACAUUGCUGGUGUUUUCUGCGCUAUUGUGUCCCACCCUGCUGAUACUGUAGUAUCAAAGAUGAAUGCCGCCAAGGGUUCCACUGCCGGCGACACCUUGAAGAAGCUUGGCCUCAUGGGAGUUUGGCAAGGAUUGACGCCCAGGAUCAUUAUGAUUGGUACACUUACCGCUGCCCAAUGGUUCAUCUAUGAUGCCGUGAAAGUCUGGCUCGGUCUUCCCCGCCCACCCCCACCAGAGAUGCCAGAAUCCUUGAAGGCUAAAUUAGCUGCAGCCCAGCAUUAGAAGACUUGUGUAUCUUAAAUUCACAUUAUUUUUAUUUUACGGUUCAACAUCCCACCGUUCGUACAAGCCCACAUUAAAUAGUUUUGCCAUCAGUUAAAAAUUGAUUGGUCCUGAUUAUUUUUCCGUUUUUGGAUGAGAAAUAUCAUUAUACCAACUAGGGCAUUCGGCAAUGUAGCUCUCCGGUGUAAGGCAUCGUCGAUAAACGUGAAGCGACGAUUGGCUGCAGUGCAACGAUAAUAAAUAUCUGUAGAAUACGAAA
Messenger RNA from Daphnia pulicaria, 1427 nucleotides. RefSeq names its product phosphate carrier protein, mitochondrial-like. Gene Ontology annotation, molecular function: phosphate transmembrane transporter activity. Gene Ontology annotation, cellular component: mitochondrial inner membrane. NCBI's taxonomy places the organism in Eukaryota, Metazoa, Arthropoda, Branchiopoda, Diplostraca, Daphniidae. The record is from RefSeq and is a predicted model, not a curated record. The coding region runs from base 113 to 1168 and encodes 351 amino acids. Gene Ontology annotation, biological process: mitochondrial phosphate ion transmembrane transport. The transcript has 7 exons.